Caenorhabditis bovis is the source of this 711-nucleotide messenger RNA. NCBI's taxonomy places the organism in Eukaryota, Metazoa, Nematoda, Chromadorea, Rhabditida, Rhabditidae. The record is from the annotation of a GenBank genome assembly.
AUGGAAGACGAAUUGGCCAAUUAUAAACUACAGUUGCAGCAAGUUGAAGCAGCGCUUCUCGGCGAUAAAAAUAAUGAAGAAUUACUGAAAUUGAAAAGUGAUCUGGAGGAGAUUAUUGCCCUGCAAGAAGAGAUUAAGUCUCAAGAAUCACAAACGUCGGGAAACGCGACCGUCGUCACGCCUCAAGUGAUUCACCAAUGGACGGUUGGCGAGCGAGUGAUGGCGCCGUUGCCGGAUGGCAAACGCGUCUACGCUCGAAUCGACAGUUUGACGCCCGCCGGAAUAGCCAUCACAUUUACGUCAUCGGGACAAAAGACGAUCGUCAAUCCGUCGGAUUUACAACUUCCGCCGGAGAAUCAACGCAAAAAUUAUGCGUUUGAGAAAACGCGAGCGGCCGCCGGCUCGUCGAACGCGGGACACAGCAGAAAAGAAUGGCAAGAGGAACGGGAGCGGCGACGGGCAAGGGCUGCGAAAAAAGAAGCGAGAAGGAAAGAAUUGGAUGCCGUUAAAGAUAAUGAGAAGAAAAGUUGGCAGAAGUUUAAUAUAAAGGCGAAUGCGAAGGGUUUAAAGGGUCUCAAAAGGAUUAGCGCGUCGGGUUCGAGUAAAGACGGCUCAUCGGCGUAUGGUGUGAAACGCGAAACGCAGGUCUCGUCGCGAAGCAAUCAGUUUUCGUUCAAAGCGACACGCGGCGCGAUGGACUCGCUGUUUUAA